GUAAAACGACUACAUUACCCAAAAACGUUUGACGGUGCUUGCUGGUUUGUUGUAAAUAUAUCUAUCAGAAUUUCAGUGAUUCGCUGCUGCUAAAUUUGGUCAAAGAAGUCACUACAGAAGGCUUGUUGUUAGAUCUGUCGACGGAGCACUUUGUAGACGCUUCUUCUCUCGCCGUUUGGAUUUGAUGGUUUAUAACGCAAAAUGUGCAAAAAGAGAAAGUGAUACAUUUCUCAAGGAAGCUUUGACCGUCGGAAAAUCUUUUCUUCGAAGCAAGACAAGGCGAAAUAAGCGCAAAAUAAAGCAUGUCAAAGCAAGAAGAAAGAGACUUCUAAGAACGUGGUAAAGGAGAACAAAUAUCAACGUAAAUCUUCAGGAACGUGAUCCGGAUACUUUCUCAGCAUGUGUAUGAAACUUAGCCAGGAUUCCAGUUGGAUUUUUCUCUACAUUUACUAGGCGGUGACGUUUUAAGUCGAACCGAGUUGCGAAGAGAGAAUCCUGUUUUAAUUUGCAACUCCGAUACUUCCUCGUCAUUGAAAUCCUAUACAAACGGCAGGAAUGUCUCUGGGAAGGGAUAUAAACUGCUUCAAAUGUACCAAACAGUAGUUGGAGGAAAUACUACUUGUAAAUCUGCUUUCUCUCGCUCAUUCUCUUCAGGGUGUAAAUGAGCUACGUGGUAUUGAAUUUGCGUGAAUAACGUACAAGUUGUUAUUUUCUCACCUCCCCCUUUUCCUCUUAUCUCAGAUUUUUUUUUUGGCAUAUCGUGGAAGGAUUAAAUACCAUUUUGAUGAUUCGAGAUCUGAGCAAGAUGUACCCCCAAGCCAGACACCCAGCUCCCCACCAACCUGCCCAGCCCUUUAAAUUCACCAUAUCGGAGUCCUGCGAUAGGAUAAAGGAGGAGUUUCAGUUCUUGCAGGCUCAAUAUCACAGUUUGAAACUUGAAUGUGAGAAACUAGCCAGUGAGAAAACAGAGAUGCAGAGGCAUUAUGUCAUGUACUAUGAGAUGUCCUAUGGUCUGAAUAUAGAGAUGCACAAACAGGCAGAAAUUGUUAAGCGGCUCAACGCCAUUUGUGCUCAAGUUAUUCCUUUCUUAUCCCAGGAGCAUCAGCAGCAAGUUGUCCAGGCAGUUGAAAGAGCUAAACAAGUAACCAUGGCAGAGUUAAAUGCUAUUAUUGGGCAGCAACAGCUCCAAGCGCAGCACCUGUCACAUGGUCAUGGACUUCCAGUACCCCUUACGCCUCACCCAUCUGGACUGCAACCUCCUGCUAUUCCACCAGUGGGCAGUAGUGCUGGAUUGCUGGCACUGUCAGCACUAGGAGGACAUCCGCAACUGCCAAUCAAAGAUGAGAAAAAACACCAUGACAACGAUCACCAAAGAGACAGAGACUCUGUAAAGAGCUCUUCAGUGUCACCAUCCGCAAGCUUCAGAGGAGCAGAGAAGCACAGGAACUCAACCGAUUACUCGUCAGAUAAUAAGAAACAGAAAACUGAUGAUAAGGAUUUGGCAACCCGUUAUGACAGUGAUGGUGAAAAGAGUGAUGACAAUUUAGUAGUGGAUGUAUCAAAUGAGGAUCCAGUUUCACCAAGAGGAAGCCCAGCACAUUCCCCACGAGAGAAUGGUUUAGACAAAGCUCGCAUAAUUAAGAAGGAUGCACCCAUUAGUCCUGCAUCCAUUGCUUCUUCAAGUAGCACCCCAUCUUCAAAAUCCAAAGAACUCGGUCUUAAUGAAAAAUCUACUACACCAGUGUCCAAGUCCAGCACUCCAACUCCACGUUCAGAUGCACCCACUCCAGGGAGCAAUUCCACUCCAGGAUUGAGGGCAGUACCUGGCAAACCACCAGGCGUUGACCCAUUAGCUUCAGGUUUACGGACCCCCAUGGCAGUGCCAUGCCCAUAUCCUGCUCCUUUUGGUAUUGUGCCUCAUGCUGCCAUGAAUGGAGAACUGACCAGCCCUGGUACUGCAUAUGCUGGGUUGCAUAACAUCUCUCCACAGAUGAGCGCUGCUGCAGCUGCAGCAGCCGCAGCUGCUGCCUAUGGGCGAUCUCAGGUGGUUGGGUUUGAUCCACAUCAUCAUAUGAGAGUACCUGGAAUCCCUCCAAACCUUACUGGCAUCCCUGGUGGAAAACCCGCCUAUUCAUUUCAUGUUAGUGCUGAUGGACAGAUGCAGCCUGUGCCCUUUCCUCCAGAUGCAUUGAUUGGUCCAGGUAUUCCCCGACAUGCCCGUCAAAUCAAUACCUUGAGUCAUGGAGAAGUGGUGUGUGCUGUGACCAUCAGCAACCCCACAAGACAUGUGUACACUGGCGGCAAAGGCUGUGUAAAAGUCUGGGACAUCAGUCACCCUGGAAACAAGAGCCCAGUGUCUCAGCUGGAUUGUUUGAACAGAGACAACUACAUCCGCUCCUGCAGAUUACUCCCUGAUGGGCGCACCCUGAUUGUUGGAGGGGAAGCGAGCACGUUAUCCAUCUGGGACCUGGCAGCACCCACCCCACGCAUCAAAGCAGAACUGACAUCUUCAGCUCCUGCAUGCUACGCAUUAGCUAUCAGUCCUGAUUCCAAGGUCUGCUUCUCCUGCUGCAGCGAUGGGAACAUUGCAGUCUGGGACUUGCAUAACCAGACAUUAGUUAGGCAAUUCCAGGGCCACACAGACGGAGCCAGUUGUAUUGAUAUUUCCAAUGAUGGCACCAAGCUAUGGACCGGAGGUCUGGACAACACAGUAAGGUCCUGGGAUCUCAGGGAAGGAAGGCAGCUACAACAACAUGACUUUACUUCACAGAUUUUCUCUUUGGGGUACUGUCCAACUGGAGAGUGGCUGUCUGUGGGAAUGGAAAACAGUAAUGUGGAAGUAUUGCAUGUAACAAAACCAGACAAAUACCAGUUGCAUCUUCAUGAAAGCUGUGUGCUUUCACUUAAAUUUGCCCACUGUGGUAAAUGGUUUGUAAGCACUGGAAAGGACAACUUACUUAAUGCCUGGAGGACGCCUUAUGGAGCCAGCAUAUUCCAGUCCAAGGAAUCAUCUUCUGUGUUAAGCUGUGAUAUCUCUGUGGAUGAUAAAUACAUUGUCACUGGCUCUGGGGACAAGAAGGCCACUGUCUAUGAAGUUAUUUAUUAAGCACAGGAUCUAAAUACAAAGAGGACUCCAACUGAAGCACUUUGUUAUAUCUGAUCUUUAAAACUAAUGCUAAAUUCAAAUUUAUAUGAGGUAACAUUACUUGGACCUUUUACUACUACUAUUGCGGAUGUACAGUAAAUGCUUAUGAUACCAAAUCUUCAGCGAAGAGCUGCCUGAUUGAAGCCAGGCAUUCUUGUAUUGACAUAAACUUGUAAACUAAAACAAAAAAAACUAAAGAAAAACUUAGUAUUUAUUAUAACAAAGGAUUUUCUAACCAGUAUUUAAAUUAUGAUUGGAUGGAGCUGCAAGACCAGAGUAUUACAAUUUGAG
Messenger RNA from Polypterus senegalus (gray bichir), 3436 nucleotides. RefSeq names its product transducin-like enhancer protein 4. Gene Ontology annotation, cellular component: nucleus; transcription regulator complex. The transcript has 20 exons. The coding region runs from base 785 to 3106 and encodes 773 amino acids. Gene Ontology annotation, biological process: regulation of DNA-templated transcription; negative regulation of canonical Wnt signaling pathway. NCBI's taxonomy places the organism in Eukaryota, Metazoa, Chordata, Cladistia, Polypteriformes, Polypteridae. The record is from RefSeq and is a predicted model, not a curated record. Gene Ontology annotation, molecular function: protein binding; transcription corepressor activity.